GAAGAUUCGGAUGAUUGCACUAUAUAAACAAAUACCAGUCUUUUAUUUUAAACAAAUAAUAUUUAAAGACGUAAACCAAAAUUUAUCACAAUCCUUUAAAAUAUGGAACAAGUAAAACUAACAGCUAUAUCAACAAAACUUUCAGAAGAAGAGGACACAGAUGAGGAAUCAGAAUUCCUUCCGUCAUUCACACAACCUACAACACUUCCACAUUCGUUUUCAGCAACAACUGUAAGCGAGAACACCGAGAUAUUGGACGAUAAAGAAUGGCUCAUUAAAAGCAAGCACAUUUCUACCGGAAGUUCUUCCCGAAGAAGUCAUCAUAAUGGAGAACAUGCAGGACGUGGUCAAACUUCAGGAAAUCGAAGAAUGAGUCUGAAUUUUGAUAAAUCAGAACAUGUUAUAAAAAUGUGUGCAAUGGCUUGUGCGUGUACGUUUGGGGUUGGAAGUCACUUUGCUUCACAUAUUAUUGGACCUAUGAAGGGAAUAUUAAUGGAGCAACUUGAUCUCACAAAUACUCAAUUUUCACUAUUGGUCGCAUCUCUUACUCUAUGUAAUACGGUGAUCCCAAUAGUUUCAGGGCUUCUUGUAACAAGAUUUGGAACUACUCGUAGUUCCUUGGUUAUAACAACAAUAAUUCUAUUAGGAAUGAUCAUUUUCACUGUCGCGAGUUGGAAUGGCAAAGUUGGAAUUAUGAUCGUUGGAUUUAUUGUUUUUGGUAUGGGUUUGGCGCCUUUAACAAUUGUCCAAGAAACUAUUAUUGUCCAAUUUUUUCAAGGAAAUGGAUUAGGAUUCGCUUUAGCUGUUGGAUUGACAUUAGGGAGAUUAGCCUCAUUUAUUGCUACCGUGUUGGCCGUUCCAUUAUCCUUAAUGGAGCCAUUAACAUAUGUUACACCUUUCAUAGUAGCCACUGCCACGUGUGCAGUGUCAUGGAUUAUGAAUAUUAUAUAUGUAUAUAUAAUAAAACAUGCCGACAAUAGGAGAAAUCAUAACAAGGAAAGUGCUGCCUUGCAUUCGGUGGUGGGAAAGAAAACUGUUCAUUGGAAUGCUAUAUUCGAUUUGUCAGAUAUUUUUUGGUGGUUUUUGGUUGUAGGAGUUUUAUUUGGAGCUGCAAUGUCGCCUUUCCUUCAUUUAUCAAGCAAUAUAAUUAAACAUAGGUUUGAUACAACAGAUAUUUUGGCCGCAUGGGAAUCUUCUGUAAUAUUAUUAUUACCAGUAAUAUUAUAUCCUUUUUUAGGAUUAUUUUUGGAUAAAUUUGGUUAUAGAUUAUGGAUAUUAAUAUUUGGAUCAGCAGCUAUAUCGAUAACUUACUUAUUGUUACUCUCACCACCACAUUUAAUACACCCAUUUCCGCCGAUAUUCCUCUUCGCUGUGGCUUAUGCGGCAGUUCCUCUUACUAUGGUCACCCUUAUUCCACUGCUCACGAAAAAUGUUUCAACUGGUCUUGGACUACUGAAAAGUGUAGAUAAUAUUGGUGCAACACUUAGUCAAACAUUUGCUGGAAUAUUGCUAGAUGCGCAUAUAAGACAUAAAAAAUAUUUAAUUGAUGACGAGGGUAUAGAAUAUGGUCAUGAGGAUGAUGAUUUAGUAGCCUUAAAAAUGUUUGCUAUAUUAGGUGGUUGUUUGUUUUUGGUCUCUUUGAUAUUCUGGUGGAUGGAUAAAACGUAUAAGAGAGGAAGUUUAAAUGCUAAAUAUGAAGGUGAACAUCAUAAUGAUAAUAAUAAUAAUUAUGGACACCUGAGUACUAGUGAAGAAGAAGAAGUGCAUAAUACAGGACAAAUGCACAUGAUGAUUGUGGAAGAUGAAAUCUCUUAUGUUAGGGAUGCAUCUUUUGAGAAAAGAAGAAGAACUCUUAUUUAUAUGGGAAUUUUAGGUAUAAUGAUGAUAAUAUGUUGGAUUGUUUUUGGAGUUGUGGCUUUUGAAAAAGCUGGAACAAGUGCUUCCGACGAAAAGGAGCCGGAAUAAAUUAUUAUUUAAGAAAGACUUUUGCUUAAAAAAUAGAUUAUAUUACUUUUUAUGAAUAACCUACGACUUUUGAAAUUCAUUCCUUGUAAAAAAAAAAAAAUAAUAUACAAUUAAAUUACCAUGAAUUAUAAUUUAGACUUUAAAUACUAAUGAUUAAAUAAUAAUUUAAUAAAAAAUAUAUAAGCGUGUA
This is a messenger RNA of Rhizophagus irregularis DAOM 181602=DAOM 197198, 2155 nucleotides long. RefSeq lists its product as uncharacterized. NCBI's taxonomy places the organism in Eukaryota, Fungi, Glomeromycota, Glomeromycetes, Glomerales, Glomeraceae. The record is from RefSeq and is a predicted model, not a curated record. Gene Ontology annotation, molecular function: transmembrane transporter activity. Gene Ontology annotation, biological process: transmembrane transport.